Arctia plantaginis is the source of this 369-nucleotide messenger RNA. Lineage: Eukaryota; Metazoa; Arthropoda; Insecta; Lepidoptera; Erebidae. The record is from the annotation of a GenBank genome assembly.
AUGAGGGUUCUGGUAAUAUUAUCGUGUGUGAUCGUGGCGGCGCUUGCGGCGGAUAAGUACAGCUCUAAAUAUGAUAACUUUGAUGUAGAAACCCUGAUAUCUAACGAGAGAUUACUAAAAGCGUACAUCAAUUGCUUCCUCGAAAAAGGGCGAUGCACUCCAGAAGGAUCUGACUUCAGAAAGACUCUACCAGACGCCAUAGAGACAACUUGCGCAAAGUGUACCGAGAAACAGAAAACCAAUAUCAGAAAAGUUAUCAAGGCUAUUCAGGCCAAACACCCAAAGGAAUGGGAUGCCCUCGUCAAGAAAAACGACCCUAGUGGCAAGCACCGCGACAACUUCGACAAGUUUAUCCAUGGUUCCAGCUAA